AUGUCUGGGCUGGGGAGCGCGGGACCCCUGGGGUCUGCGAGCGAAACCCGCCCCAGUUCCCUCAGCGCCUCCGACAGGGACCCCUCAGUGACGUGCUCCCGGCCACCCAGGCCGGCACCCGCCUGCUCAGGCCAGAAACCCACGAAGCGCCGCGGGCAGUCAGGUUUCGGGUCGGCCUGCAGCCGCGAGGCCCCGGCGGGCGCUGAACAACGAAAGGCAGAUGAGGGAAACGGCGCCAAGGGACCGAGGCGCCGCGGGCCGCGUAGCGGGCGAGGGAACGCUGCGCCGCCGCGACGUGCGCCAAGGGCUGGCUUAGCGUCGCAGGUGGACGCGGCUCCAGCCGGGACGCCGCCGGGACGCCGCCGGGACCGCCGAGCACAGACCCGAGGCCUGGAGCCCCAGCCUCUGGCUGCCGGCCCGCGCUCCGCGUUCUCCGCGCACUCGGGCCCGCCUCUCGGCCGUUUUCGCUUUCGCUUUCUUGCCGAGAGCGUUGAGGAAAAUGAAAGUGGCAGUGUCCAGAGCCUGCGCGGCAGCGGUCGGGGCGAGGGGCGCACCGUGCGGGGCGCCCAGCCUGGAGCGGGCGAGCCGGAGCCUCAGCCCGCACCCGGCAAGAUGGCGGUAGGCCCUGGGCUUCCCUGCACUGCAGGCAGUGACGAGGCUGGGCAGCAAACAAGAAAAUGGACUCCCUCCUCCUGA
Molecule: messenger RNA, 696 nt
Organism: Rangifer tarandus platyrhynchus (Svalbard reindeer)
Lineage: Eukaryota; Metazoa; Chordata; Mammalia; Artiodactyla; Cervidae
Source: the annotation of a GenBank genome assembly